Molecule: messenger RNA, 1634 nt
Organism: Osmerus eperlanus (European smelt)
Lineage: Eukaryota; Metazoa; Chordata; Actinopteri; Osmeriformes; Osmeridae
Gene: syap1
Product: synapse associated protein 1
Exons: 10
Coding region: 103-1257 (384 amino acids)
Biological process (GO): regulation of short-term neuronal synaptic plasticity; TORC2 signaling
Cellular component (GO): synapse; Golgi apparatus; nucleus
Source: RefSeq, a predicted model, not a curated record
CUUACUUUUCUUCCUGGUUACGUCACAACAAGUGGCAGGUCAUGAAAGCAAAUCUUUGAUUUUUCUUUUUGGUAGGAACAACAACAUCAGUUUUAAAUCACGAUGUUUAAGGGCUGGGGAUCGUGGCUUGGUAUACAGGACACCACGUCCUCCAACACGGAGAACACGGAGUUACCCGUCGAGGUUGUCGAGGAGGAGAAGAUUGUCCAAGCACAGAACGAAGUAAACAAACAACAGACAGAGCAGGAGCCAGAGCAGGAGCCAACUCCUCCACAGCAGCCCCAAGAAGCAGGAAAGGGACUCAGCGAAUACAUCUUCAGCUUUGCAAGUAGUGCCACUAAGAAGAUAUCAGACUCUGUUUCCGAGACCGCACAGAGCAUCAAAAAGAGCGUAGAAGAUGGGAACAUCGAUGGAAUUAUUGACAAGACAAUUCUAGGAGAUUUUCAAAAAGAACAACAGAAAUUUGUGGAGGAAAAGAAGGCCAAGAAGUCAGAUGCAGCUGUUCCUCCCUGGGUGGGAUACAGUGAGGAGGAAACCAUUCAGCAGCAGAUCCUGGCUCUGUCUGCAGACCGAAGGAACUUCCUGCGUGACCCCCCUGCUGGCGUCCAGUUCCACUUCGACUCGGAGCAGAUGUACCCCAUUGCUAUGGUGAUGCUGCAGGAGGACGAACUACUGAACCGGAUGCGCUUUGACCUCGUUCCAAAACACGUAAAGGAGGAGAUGUUCUGGAGGAACUACUUCUACAGGGUGUCCCUUGUGAAACAGUCGGCCCAGCUGACAGCCCUGGCUGCCCAGCAGCAGGCCUCAGAGCCCAGGGACACCGAGGACAAGGAGGUGGCCCACCCGGAAGACGUCAGCCUCACCGAGAACAUAAGACCCAAGACCCCUCCUGUGUCCAUCAGUGACAGGUCCAAAACUGCAGAGCAGCACGAGGAGGAGGAGAUCUCCACCAGUCCAGGGGUGUCUGAGUUUGUGAGCGACGCCUUCGACACGUGCGACAUCGACCAGGAAGACCUGAGGAAGGAGAUGAAGCAGCUGGUCCUGGACAAGAAGGGGGAGACAGAAACUCCAGAGGGGGUCACCUAUAAAGGAGACCUGGGUCUCAGUGUCUCUACUACUUUUAAAGAGGAGUGUUCAGACUGGGAGAAGGAGCUCCAGCAGGAGCUGCAGGAGUACGAGGUGGUGGCCGAGUCUGACAACAAGGAUGACAAGUGGGACCAGGAGAUCGAGGACAUGCUCCAGGGGGAUGACAGCUAGACUGACCCCUCCCAUAUCACCUUGCAGGCGCCACACAAUAGCUCUCCUCCCCCAGCACUCGCGCAGAUCUGAGAGGAGGGGAUAGGUAUAAUAAAUGUGACAAAUAAGAGAAAUCCCAAUAAAUAUGCAGGGGAGUUAUGUCUGACAUCUGUGAUUCUGCCUAUCAGCUCUUUUUGGAUCUAACAGUGCAUUGGUGCCAGUUUUGUUGGCCUGUAGGAGACAUCCUGAAGGACCUGCAAUUAUUGGUAGCUUAAUACUACUGCAACCUGAGAUGAACUGUUGGGUUAUACAACUGUAAGGCUUUUGUUCAAGUCUUAGAUGGAAUCAUUCUACUUUGGGCUGAUUUGUUAAAAUAAAUGUGUUUACUUUUUUUCUUA